Messenger RNA from Emys orbicularis (European pond turtle), 2049 nucleotides. RefSeq names its product heat shock protein family A (Hsp70) member 12B (gene HSPA12B). The record is from RefSeq and is a predicted model, not a curated record. Lineage: Eukaryota; Metazoa; Chordata; Testudines; Emydidae. The transcript has 12 exons. The coding region runs from base 1 to 2049 and encodes 682 amino acids.
AUGUCGACCUUCCUAGAUCCUGGGAUGCACACUCUCCAGAUAGGUACAAACGGCGAGAGCUCUCAGACGCCGUCCCCACCCAGUUCCCCAGGAAUGCACAAUGAGAGCUGCAGCAUCGCGCCGCUCACGCCCUCCCAGUCACCUAGGAACGAAGCCCGGGCGCAGCGACCCACUUCCUUCUCCGUGGUGGUGGCCAUUGACUUUGGCACGACCUCCAGCGGCUAUGCCUUCAGCUUCUCCAACGACCCCGAGGCCAUUCACAUGAUGAGGAAAUGGGAGGGGGGUGAUCCUGGAGUGGCCAAUCAGAAAACCCCCACCAGCCUCUUGCUGACCCCAGAGGGCGCCUUUCACAGUUUCGGAUACACAGCAAGGGAUUAUUACCACGAUCUCGAUCCGGAGGAAGCCCGGGAUUGGCUCUACUUUGAGAAGUUUAAGAUGAAGAUUCACAGCACUAGUGACCUCACCAUGAAAACCGAAUUAGAAGCCGUGAAUGGGAAGAAGGUCCAGGCGCUGGAGGUGUUUGCACACGCCCUUCGCUUCUUCAAGCAGCACGCCGUGCAGGAGCUCAAGGACCAGUGUCCGUCUUUGCAAGAGAAAGAGGCCAUCCGCUGGGUGAUUACAGUGCCUGCCAUCUGGAAACAGCCAGCCAAGCAGUUCAUGAGGGAAGCUGCAUACAAGGCCGGCUUGGUUUCCCCCGCGAACCCGGAGCAGCUGUUGAUCGCACUGGAGCCGGAAGCAGCUUCCAUCUAUUGCAGGAAGCUCCGCCUCAAUCAGCUGAUUGACCUGAGCUGCAAACCUCUAGCCAAUGGCCUCGCACCAGAGCUCUCCAUUGACUCCAGCUUCAGGCAGGCCAGAGAGCAGCUCCGGCGUUCCCGGCACAGCAGGACCUUCCUGGUGGAGUCGGGGGUAGGCGAGCUGUGGUCCGAAAUGCAGGCAGGAGACCGUUACAUCGUGGCUGACUGCGGUGGCGGGACGGUGGAUCUGACCGUCCACCAGAUCGAGCAGCCGCAAGGGACGCUCAAAGAGCUCUACAAAGCCUCAGGUGGCCCCUAUGGGGCGGUGGGGGUGGACCUGGCCUUCGAGACGCUGCUGGGCCAGAUCUUCGGGGAGGAUUUCAUCGCCACCUUCAAGGCCAAGCGCCCGGCAGCCUGGGUGGACCUGACCAUCGCCUUCGAGGCCCGCAAGAGGGCGGCAGCGCCCUUCCGCUCCAACCCCCUCAACGUCUCGCUGCCCUUCUCCUUCGUCGACUUCUACCGCAGGCACCGGGGCCAGAACGUGGAGACGGCGCUCAAGCGGAGCAGCGUGAACUUUGUGAAGUGGUCCUCGCAGGGGAUGCUGCGAAUGUCAUCGGAGGCCAUGAACGACCUCUUCCAGCCGACCGUCAGCCAGAUCAUCCGGCACAUCGACGACCUCCUGAAGAAGCCAGACGUCAAAGGCAUCAAGUUCCUCUUCCUGGUAGGGGGCUUUGCCGAGUCAGCGAUGCUCCAGCACGCCGUCCAAUCGGCCUUCGGCAGCCUGUGUCGCGUCAUCAUCCCCCAGGACGUCGGGCUGACCAUCCUCAAAGGGGCGGUGCUCUUCGGCCUCGACCCCACCAUCGUCAGGGUCAGGCGCUCGCCCCUGACCUACGGCGUGGGGGUACUCAACAAAUUUGUGGAGGGGAAGCACCCCAAGGAGAAGCUGCUGGUGAAGGAGGGGAAGAACUGGUGCACGGACAUCUUUGAGAAGUUUGUCUCUGUGGACCAGUCGGUGGCCCUGGGCGAGGUGGUGCAGAGGAGCUACUGCCCGGCCAGGGUGGGGCAGCGGAAGAUCAUCAUCAACAUCUACUGCUGCGCCACGGACGACGUGGUCUACAUCACCGACCCGGGGGUGAGGAAGUGCGGCACCAUCAGCCUGGAGCUGGACGAGCUGGACGAGCCAAGCGGCCCCAAGAGCCGGCGGCGGGAGAUCCGGGCCAGCAUGCAGUUCGGGGACACGGAGCUCAAGGUGGCAGCUAUGGACGUCAGGACCUCCAAGACGGUCAGGGCUGCCAUCGACUUCCUGUCCAAUUGA